GGGGAGAGAGAGCACUGACUGCACGCCCGCAGAUGAGCAUCAGUGAUCUGUGAUCUCCUUCAGAUGAGCAUCAGUGAUCUGUGAUCUCCGUCAGAUGAGCAUCAGUGAUCUGUGAUCUCCGUCAGAUGAGCAUCAGUGAUCUGUGAUCUCCGUCAGAUGAGCUUCAGUGAUCUGUGAUCUCCUUCAGAUGAGCAUCAGUGAUCUGUGAUCUCCUUCAGAUGAGCAUCAGUGAUCUGUGAUCUCCGUCAGAUGAGCAUCAGUGAUCUGUGAUCUCCGUCAGAUGAGCAUCAGUGAUCUGUGAUCUCCGUCAGAUGAGCAUCAGUGAUCUGUGAUCUCCUUCAGAUGAGCAUCAGUGAUCUGUGAUCUCCGUCAGAUGAGCUUCAGUGAUCUGUGAUCUCCUUCAGAUGAGCAUCAGUGAUCUGUGAUCUCCUUCAGAUGAGCAUCAGUGAUCUGUGAUCUCCUUCAGAUGAGCAUCAGUGAUCUCCGUCAGAUGAGCAUCAGUGAUCUGUGAUCUCCGUCAGAUGAGCUUCAGUGAUCUGUGAUCUCCUUCAGAUGAGCUUCAGUGAUCUGUGAUCUCCUUCAGAUGAGCAUCAGUGAUCUGUGAUCUCCAUCAGUAUGUGGUGUUUCUCGUCAUCUACGAGGCUCUCGUCUCUUCGCAGGAGCAUCGGCAUCCCACACACAUGUGCAGCGCUCAAACAAACCCCCGUCCGUCAGCACAGGUCCAGCAGUACGACAGUGGAGAAGAGCACCGAGUCCUACAGUUAUGUGAUCGUCGGAGCUGGGUCUGCCGGCUGUGUUCUGGCCAACCGUCUGUCGGAGAACCCGUCGGAGUCGGUGCUGCUUCUGGAAGCCGGACCCAAAGACAAGCAUCUGGGAAGCACUCGCCUGUCCUGGAAGAUCCACAUGCCCGCCGCUCUGACCUAUAACCUCUGUGACGACAGCUACAACUGGUUUUACCACACACUGCCUCAGGCACACAUGGAGGACAGGGUGAUGUACUGGCCCCGGGGUCGGGUUUGGGGCGGCUCGUCCUCGCUCAAUGCCAUGGUGUACAUCCGGGGCAACGCCGAGGACUAUAACCGCUGGCAGCGCGAGGGCGCCGAGGGCUGGGACUACGACCACUGCCUGCCGUACUUCCGGAAGGCUCAGACUCACGAGCUCGGGCCGGACCGGUACCGGGGAGGAGACGGCCCACUGCAUGUGACCCGAGGGAAGACGGAUCACCCUCUACACCACGCGUUCAUCUCAGCGGGCCAGCAGGCCGGAUACCCCUUCACCGAGGACAUGAACGGCUUCCAGCAGGAGGGAGUGGGCUGGAUGGACAUGACCAUACACAGAGGUAAGCGAUGGAGCACAGCUAGCGCUUAUCUGCGGCCCGCGCUGGCCAGACCCAACCUGAGCACAGAGGUGCGCUGCAUGGUGACCCGAGUCCUGUUCGACGGGACCCGCGCGCGAGGGGUCGAGUACCAGCAGAACGGACACACCAAACAGGUGUUUGCUGAUAAGGAGGUCAUUCUCAGCGGCGGAGCCAUAAACUCUCCACAGCUCCUCCUGCUGUCUGGAGUGGGAAACGCAGAUGAGCUUCGCAAACACGAUAUUCCGGUGACACAGCAUCUCCCAGGUGUGGGCUGUAAUCUUCAGGACCAUCUGGAGCUGUACGUGCAGCAUCGCUGUACUCAACCCAUCACGCUCUACAGAGCCCAGAAGCCCCUCCACAUGCUGAAGAUCGGCCUGGAGUGGCUGCUCAAAUUCACAGGUUACGGAGCGACGGCUCAUCUGGAGAGCGGCGGGUUCAUCCGCAGUCGUCCCGGCGUUCCUCAUCCUGACAUCCAGUUCCAUUUCCUCCCCUCUCAGGUCAUCGAUCACGGACGCGUCCCUUCCCAGGUCGAGGCCUUCCAGGUUCACGUUGGACCCAUGAGGAGCACGAGUGUCGGGUGGAUCAAGCUGAAGAGUAAAGACCCGAAGGCUCACCCGAUCAUCCAGCCGAACUACCUCUCCACCGACGCUGACGUGUGGGAGUUCAGAGAAAGCGUUAAGCUGACGAGGGAAAUCUUCGCUCAGAAAGCCUUCGAUGCGUUCCGGGGCCCUGAGGUUCUGCCGGGCCCCGGGGUCCAGUCCGACGCUGAGAUCGACGCGUUCGUGCGGCGUAAAGCGGACAGCGCCUACCACCCGUCCUGCACCUGUAAGAUGGGCGCCCCGGGGGACGGGGGGGCGGUGGUGGGGCCGGACCUGCGGGUGCACGGGCUCCAGGGCCUUCGGGUGGUGGACGCCUCCGUCAUGCCCAGCAUGCUCAGCGGGAACCUCAACGCCCCCACCAUCAUGAUCGCGGAGAAGGCGGCGGACGCCAUCAAAGGCCUUCCCUCGCUUCACGACCCGGGGGUUCCCGUGUACCGGCCCGCCAGUCUCCACACGCAGAGAUGACAUCAUCAGACCAAUAACAUCCACGCGCAGAGAUGACAUCAUCAGACCCAUAACAUCCACAGGCAGAGAUGACAUCAUCAGACCAAUAACAUCCACACGCAGAGAUGACAUCAUCAGACCAAUAAC
Messenger RNA from Rhinichthys klamathensis goyatoka, 2547 nucleotides. RefSeq names its product choline dehydrogenase (gene chdh). Gene Ontology annotation, cellular component: mitochondrial inner membrane. NCBI's taxonomy places the organism in Eukaryota, Metazoa, Chordata, Actinopteri, Cypriniformes, Leuciscidae. The coding region runs from base 616 to 2421 and encodes 601 amino acids. Gene Ontology annotation, molecular function: choline dehydrogenase activity; flavin adenine dinucleotide binding. The record is from RefSeq and is a predicted model, not a curated record. The transcript is spliced from 8 exons.